Molecule: messenger RNA, 1405 nt
Organism: Aspergillus ochraceoroseus IBT 24754
Lineage: Eukaryota; Fungi; Ascomycota; Eurotiomycetes; Eurotiales; Aspergillaceae
Product: mitochondrial 54S ribosomal protein uL22m
Exons: 2
Coding region: 21-1091 (356 amino acids)
Biological process (GO): ribosome assembly; translation
Cellular component (GO): ribosome; mitochondrial large ribosomal subunit
Molecular function (GO): structural constituent of ribosome
Source: RefSeq, a predicted model, not a curated record
UCUGGAAGUUGUUCAUCCCAAUGGCUACAAUGGGUGCGUUAUAUCCCUAUGGGCAUCUCAUCCGGUCAGCCCGACCCGGAAUCGCCUACGUGCCUCGCCGCUCCUUUGUCUACACACCCUGCCGCCGUGUCCAGGAAGGGGACAAUAAUACUUCCAGUGAGAAGCCGGGUCCCGAGUCCAAGCCAUCCGCCCUUUCUUCCAUCAAGAACUUCUUCUUUGGUGGCAAGUCUGAUGUCGCUAAGCCUAAGAUCACUCGCCGAGCCAACGCUCCUCUAAAGCGAGAAGGUUCCCUCAGCGCAGACUCAAUUUUCGCGGAAGAUGAGGCAACCCCCAAACUUAUUGCAUCUGGUCGAACGCCAGCGGCACGCAAGCAAGCCGCCCCCUCUGCCGAAGGAGAGGGCGAAGCAAUCCUCGCAGUGGAGCAACGCAAUAGAUCGAACAUGCAGACCGUCCUGGAUCCCCGUCCCCAGGCUCGAAUCCGCUGGGAGCGUAAGAUGGUCGUGCGGGAGAUCCGGCGUCGUGGACGUCUGACAAAAGUGGAGAAGAUCAUGCGUACAGAGCGUGAGUCGGUCUCUAAAUCGCACUGGUUCAAGACCUCGGUCAAGAAGCUGGGUCCGCUGGCUCGCCAGAUUGCUGGAAAGAACAUUGAUGAAGCCAUCCUGCAAAUGCGAUUCAGCAAGAAGAAGGCUGCCAAGGACAUCCUGGAGCAUCUUAAGCAUGCGAAGAAUGUUGCCAUUGUGCGCUCUGGUAUGGGCCUAGGCGCUGCGGAGGCUGCAACACAGAAACCACUUACUGUAACCCUCAAGUCCGGCGAGCGCAAAACCAUUACCGACCCUACCUCCAUCUACGUGGAACAGGCGUGGGUCAACCGAGGGCCUUACGGAGUUGACUACGACCACCGUGCAAGGGGACAGAUCAACCGCCUGCGUCCCCCAUACACUUCGCUGUCUGUUGUGCUGAAGGAAGAGAAGACACGAAUCCGCGAAUGGCAGGAGCGGGAGGCUGAAGCCCUGCGCAAGCGCAAGGCCCAGCUCUGGACCCAACUUCCGGACCGGAAGAUUUCUGCACAGAACCAGUACUACAGCUGGUGAUUCCUCCCGCACUAUUAGUCCCAGUCUUCUCCGGGCCAAGCGAUGGUUUUAUUUGGCGUUUUGUAUUAUUUAGACCUUUGGGAAGCACUCCAUUUGGCCGGAUAUCACUCCUACUACCUCUUUUUCUUUUUUUUUUUCCCUUUGCAUACUCAUACUCACGCGCCUCUAGUUGUGGUUUGAUGGACAACUCGAAAAUUUCCUUCAUCGAGCUCUGGUUCUAAAAACCACGCUCGAAUAUGUACAAUAUUGAAUAUACAUGACAUUACCACAAUUCAUCUAGACUUGAGAACCACCACACCAUAUCAUCCAUCUCU